GCUUUGUGCCUGUGUCGCUCGCUCCCGCGGCUGCAGCUGUCUGUUCACACAAGGAUCUUUUCUCUUCACCCUGUUAUUCUUACCUAUUCUUUCUUUACGCUACCUCCCACCGAGUAACUCGGCUUAUCACCCUAUUUAACAGGACAUCAUUUUACAUACCCUUUUGCUAGGAUACUGCUUGUUUCUAUGCAAUACUGAUAACUGAUCUUCAUAUUUCCCUUUCACUCUCAUUGUUCAUUGUAUUCUUAUAUAGAUUCCAUCAGAACAAUAUUUUUUCCAUCAUAUAUGUAUCAGCUUAAUUUUUCAGAUCGUUUAUUUCUCAAACCAUUUUUCUCCAUAUUAUUGUUUUCUGGUUUUGUUAAACCUUCAGUGUGCUGUGUGCCUUUUUUUAACCUCCCCUCCUUCAGGCUGCAUUUUUCUUCAUGGUAUAUUUCUGUGUUUUAUCUUUUUUCUUUUUUUUUUCAUUCUGGGUUGAACUGUGUGGUUUUUGAGGGUUGUUGUCUUGCAACUUCUCAUUUUUCUAUUUCAUGGACUUGCAUAAAAUAACAUUUUUUUAACACUAUGUUUUUGGCUGAAUUUUGAUGAAUACAUCUCCACAUCUUUCAAGGAAACCACGCUUGGUUUAUUUGUUAAUAUUUUAUAAUGACUUCUUCCGGGUGGUUUAUUAAAUAUUCUUAAGACGUACAGAUUACUUCCGUUGUACAGCUUCAAAAUAUCUCUUAGCUUUCAUCAUGGUGUGUUCAUUUAUGAGCCCUUCUUGGUAAACUAGAAUACCACCAGCUAGUAUAUUUGGAUUCUUUAUGGAAAGCAGUACAGUCCUACAGACUGAAAAGCCGUCUCCAAUGCCUCCCAAGAUGGCUUCCGUACGGUUCACAGUGACCCCCACCAAGAUAGACGAUUUGGGGGGAAUCUCUGACACUAGUCCGGAUCUCAGCUCAUCCUCUCGUGUCAGAUUCAGCUCCCGUGAGAGUGUCAGGGAUGCCAGCCGCAGUGAGGUGUAUAGUGACAGUUCACUGGCAACUACUGCGGUGGAUCAGAUGAGUGAGAGGACCACCAAUCCAAUGGAAAGUGGGGAAGAUCCGAGCCAAACCUCAGUAACAGAGGAGAACAGCAAGCUGCUAGAUAUAGAUCGCAGAAAGAACUCAUCAAUGUAUCAGAACCACAGCGAAGAGGGAGAGGAGUCUUACGACAGGAACCUCGCUCUGUUUGAGGAAGAGAUGGACACUCGCCCAAAAGUUUCUUCUUUACUUAACCGUUUGGCCAAUUAUACGAACCUCCCUCAAGGAGCAAGAGAGCAUGAGGAGGAGAGUGAGGGCAAGAAAAAGCUCACAAAGGCCCCGCGGAUGGGUACAAUCAUGGGUGUGUACCUUCCCUGCCUACAAAAUAUUUUUGGAGUGAUCCUGUUCCUUCGACUUCCAUGGGUUGUGGGGACAGCUGGCAUCCUGCACUCCUUUUGCAUUGUGUUCGCCUGUUGCUGCUGUACGAUGCUCACUGCAAUUUCAAUGAGCGCAAUUGCGACAAAUGGGGUGGUACCAGCGGGUGGUUCAUACUUUAUGAUUUCCCGUGCUCUCGGACCAGAGUUUGGAGGAGCUGUUGGUCUAUGCUUCUACCUGGGAACAACCUUUGCCACCGCAAUGUAUAUCCUGGGAGCCAUUGAGAUAUUUUUGGUUUAUAUUGUCCCAGAUGCAACAAUAUUCAAGGGUCAAGGUGUAUUGGAAGAAUCUACAGCAAUGCUUAAUAAUAUGCGUGUGUAUGGCUCUGCAUUCCUGAUACUCAUGUCUUUAAUUGUGUUUGUGGGUGUACGAUAUGUGAACAAGCUGGCCUCACUGUUCCUGGCUUGUGUCAUCAUUUCCCUAUUGGCCAUCUACUCUGGAGUCUUGAAAUCUGCCUUUGCUCCGCCGGACUUUCCGGUUUGCUUGCUUGGAAACCGUACCCUCAAUGGGCUACAUUUUACCACCUGUGCCAAGAUAUUGGAGGGCAAUGUGACUUUGCCAUCUGAUCUUUGGGAUCUAUUUUGCCACCCCAAGGGACAUCUAAAUGCAAGCUGUGACGAGUACUUUGCCCAUAAUAAUGUUACAGUUAUCCAGGGAAUCCCAGGCUUGAGCAGCGGCAUUAUCACAGAGAACCUGUGGAGCAGUUAUCUCCAAAAAGGAGAAAUCAUAGAGAAGGCUUCCUUGCCAUCAACGGAUCACUUGGGCACUCUUUCUCAUGAGUAUGUUUUGGCAGACAUUACAACAUCCUUCACCCUUCUAGUUGGAAUCUUUUUCCCAUCAGUCACAGGAAUUAUGGCUGGAUCAAAUCGCUCUGGUGAUCUCAAGGACGCUCAGAAAUCAAUUCCAAUUGGCACUAUUCUUGCCAUCCUCACCACCUCUUUAGUCUACCUCAGUAACGUUAUCUUGUUUGGAGCCUGUAUAGAUGGAGUAGUGCUCAGGGACAAAUUUGGGGAUUCAGUGAAGGGUAACCUGGUAGUUGGAGCUCUGUCUUGGCCAUCUCCAUGGGUCAUUGUGAUCGGAUCUUUCUUCUCCACUUGUGGAGCUGGGCUGCAGAGUUUGACAGGAGCCCCCCGCUUGUUACAAGCUAUUGCAAAGGAUGGGAUCAUUCCUUUUCUGAGGGUAUUUGGACAUGGGAAGAGUAACGGAGAACCUACGUGGGCCUUGCUUCUGACCACUGUGAUUGCUGAACUUGGGAUCCUUAUUGCUUCUUUGGACCUUGUGGCCCCCAUCUUGUCUAUGUUUUUCUUAAUGUGCUACCUUUUUGUGAAUUUGGCUUGUGGAUUACAGACCCUCCUACGCUCUCCAAACUGGCGUCCUCGUUUUCACUAUUAUCAUUGGACCCUUUCUUUCCUGGGCAUGGCACUGUGUUUAGCUCUCAUGUUUAUCUCUUCCUGGUAUUAUGCUAUCAUCUCCAUGGUGAUUGCCGGCAUGAUCUACAAGUACAUUGAGUACCAUGGGGCAGAAAAGGAAUGGGGUGAUGGUAUUCGUGGUCUGUCCUUAAGCGCAGCACGUUUUGCUCUACUACGCCUGGAGGAAGGACCCCCACACACCAAAAAUUGGAGGCCCCAGCUUUUAGUUCUUGUGAAGCUCGAUUCAGACCUCCAUGUCUCACAGCCUCGCCUUCUUUCCUUUGCAUCUCAACUGAAGGCUGGGAAAGGUCUAACCAUUGUGGGGUCUGUGCUGCUUGGUGAUUACCUAGAGAGCUAUGCAGAGGGAAUGGCAGCGGAGCAAGCAUUAAAGCAUCUGAUGGAACAAGAGAGGGUAAAGGGCUUCUGCCAGGUUGUUGUGGCCCAAAAGCUUCGCGAGGGUCUCUCCCACCUUAUACAGUCUUGUGGUCUUGGGGGAAUGAGACACAAUACAGUGAUUAUGAGUUGGCCUAGUGGCUGGAGGCAGAGUGAUGACUCCCGGGCAUGGAAAACCUUUAUUACCACUGUUCGUGUAACGACAGCUGCCCGUCUUGCUUUGCUGGUAGCUAAAAAUGUGUCUUUGUUUCCUGGAUCCCGCGAGCCAUUAGCAGAGGGAUACAUCGAUGUGUGGUGGGUGGUACAUGAUGGCGGUAUGCUGAUGCUACUGCCUUUCCUGCUGAAACAACACAAGGUAUGGAAAAAAUGUAAGAUGCGGAUCUUCACUGUGGCUCAAAUGGAAGAUAACAGCAUCCAGAUGAAGAAGGACCUGGCCACUUUUCUUUAUCAUCUACGCAUUGUAGCUGAUGUGGAAGUAGUAGAGAUGCAUGAUAGCGACAUUUCUGCAUAUACUUAUGAACGUACACUCAUGAUGGAGCAGAGAUCCCAAAUGUUGAGGCAAAUGCGUCUCUCCAAGACUGAUAGGGAACGAGAGGUGAGAGGAAGUAAUGCUGUCCUUGAGUACCAGGCUCAGUUGGUGAAAGACCGAAACUCAAUGCUACGCCUGACCAGUGUUGGCUCUGAUGAAGAGGAAGAGACUGAAGCAGCUCCAGAAAGAGUGCACAUGACUUGGACCAAGGAUAAGCACCAGGCUGUGCGAGGAGCACAAAGCAAGCCGAUGCCUAGCUUUCAAGACCUUCUCAACAUGCGCCCGGACCAGUCCAAUGUACGCCGCAUGCAUACAGCAGUGAAGCUGAAUGAAGUCAUUGUCAACAAAUCUCAUGACGCCAAACUUGUGCUGCUGAACAUGCCAGGACCUCCCCGCAACCCACAGGGCGAUGAAAACUACAUGGAAUUUCUUGAGGUGUUAACAGAAGGACUUGAGCGUGUCCUGUUGGUCAGAGGAGGUGGUACAGAAGUGAUCACAAUUUAUUCCUAGCACUGAGCUCCCAUAUGCUGUCUCAUUUGUGAGGCACUACAUAGGCUCUCAUUUUGAAAAGGAAAUCUGCAACACUGGGCUGAGAGGAAAGAGGUUCCAGCUGAAAAUACCACCUAUCUAUGUCAUCAGAGAAGCCAGUGGAAGGCAAUCUUCACAGUCGAAGGGUCUAGCAUUCCUCAUCUUUUAGCCCAUAGAAUUGGAUCCGUUAUUACCUUUUCUGUUGCCAAAUGAGAUGUCAAUUACUUAGCGAUCUGAAUGUCCCACACAAUGUAUUGCCCAGUACUAACUAGGGCAUCAGAAGGGUAAACCGUGAUAAAAUCUUGCUCGAGCUGGACAAAGAUCACACAUAUCUCUAUGCAGUGUUUUUUCUUUUGGAUAUAUUCAAAUGUUGAUUUUGUUUUCCCUUUUACUUAAUCUCAUAUUUGGCAUAGAAUAUUACACUGAGAUGUUUUUGUCCGGACAGAAUGUUAUAGUUCACUACUUUUCACUUUGUACGGAUGUGACAAAGUAAAUUAGAAUGAAAUAUAUUUAAUUUGUUCAAUUAGACAGCAAAGCCUUAAAGACUUUUGCAGAAUAACUUUUUUUUUAAUCAUCUUUAUGACCCCAACAACCUUGUGGAUAUUGACUAGGAGUGUUUGGCCCUUUAAUUUUAAUAUUGGGUCAGGAGCACUCAUCCGAUACCUUCAGAAAGCAUGGACUUUGUAAUAAACAAUUGAGGGAUCGUAUUAGGUUUCAUUAUUAAUUGUUUUACUGCCAAAGGGGUGGAGAAGAAAAAACAACAACAUGUUUUUCAGACAUAUUGCACUUUUGUUUAAAAAGGACAAGCAAAGAAAAAAAAUUAUAUAAUUUAUUUUUAUUAUCAACCAUUAAAAGUGUUUAGUUUUUAUCCCAAAUUCAGUGUGUGGCUUAUGCCACUUCUUUGCGGGAUACAGGUUGUAGCCACGGCUGCAAGAAAGAUCAAACCUUUUGUGUUCCUAUUUUAUGGACCUCACUAAAUGUUACACGGGUUCUGUAUGUUCAUGUCUGCGUGCGUUUGUUUUUGAGAUAACUGUUCUAUACUAUGACAAGAACAAAAUAAAUAGUUUUAUAGCA
Bombina bombina (fire-bellied toad) is the source of this 5366-nucleotide messenger RNA. RefSeq names its product solute carrier family 12 member 6 (gene SLC12A6). Gene Ontology annotation, biological process: potassium ion homeostasis; cell volume homeostasis; chloride ion homeostasis. Bases 801 to 4274 code for a protein of 1157 amino acids. Gene Ontology annotation, cellular component: membrane. The transcript is spliced from 26 exons. Gene Ontology annotation, molecular function: potassium:chloride symporter activity. Lineage: Eukaryota; Metazoa; Chordata; Amphibia; Anura; Bombinatoridae. The record is from RefSeq and is a predicted model, not a curated record.